AUAUGGUCACACUGUUAUCAGCCCGCAAGCACGUUUCGCAUUUGUUUUGAUUCAAUACAAUUCAACAAACAUGGCAAAAACUAAGAAAAAUAUACGCGCCAAGGCUAAAGGAGCUGUGGGCGUGGCCAAACAGAAGGCACAGGAUGUGCAAGCGCAGCUAAACAAGUCGGAGCGCCAGGAGCGACUGCUGCACAAGACCCUCACGCCCAAGAAGACAACAACAAAGAAGGAAAAAUCGGCGCUCAAGCACAAGAAGCUAUUGCAGCGCUUCGCCGACUCUAGGAAGGAGCGCAAAAAGGACCAGUCCAGCAAGAAGGGCGAGAAGAAGAACGUCGUUGGUGACCUGAAGCCGCUGCGCGAUGCCCUGCCCUCGCUCUCGGAUCUCUACAAGCUGGUGAAGAGCAAGUCGAAGGAUGCACCAGAGCAGCAGUCGCUCACCGAGCCCGAGGAGCAGCUAAGCGUCAAGCAAAAGAUCAAAAAGAAGCGCACCGACAUGGUGAAUCGCGUAAAGUCCUACGAGAAGCUGCUUAAGGACAAGGACUUUAAGCAAAAUCCACGCGGCGUCAUCGCAUCCCUUGUGCGCAACAAGUACCAAACAAUGGAGGAAGCCGAAUAAUAGACUGGAAGGGAGGAGUACCCACCGGGAGUG
Drosophila subobscura is the source of this 649-nucleotide messenger RNA. RefSeq names its product protein FAM207A. Gene Ontology annotation, cellular component: 90S preribosome; preribosome, small subunit precursor; nucleolus. Gene Ontology annotation, biological process: maturation of SSU-rRNA from tricistronic rRNA transcript (SSU-rRNA, 5.8S rRNA, LSU-rRNA). The coding region runs from base 71 to 616 and encodes 181 amino acids. The record is from RefSeq and is a predicted model, not a curated record. The transcript has a single exon. NCBI's taxonomy places the organism in Eukaryota, Metazoa, Arthropoda, Insecta, Diptera, Drosophilidae.